Messenger RNA from Zychaea mexicana, 588 nucleotides. RefSeq lists its product as uncharacterized. Bases 1 to 588 code for a protein of 195 amino acids. The transcript has a single exon. The record is from RefSeq and is a predicted model, not a curated record. Lineage: Eukaryota; Fungi; Mucoromycota; Mucoromycetes; Mucorales; Lichtheimiaceae.
AUGUCAAAAAUCAGUCAACGACAAAGGACAUUACGUGAAAUUAAUAAGCUCAUCCAGAAAAGCAUGCAACGACAGCUGCUUUGCAACGACGAAAGCGAAUUGCUCCAAGAAGAAGAAGAUUGCGAUGAGCUUCUUGACAUUUACGUUGGCAUCAGCAGCCAUCGAUACCUCAAUCCUCGCGGUCACGUUCCAAAACUGCAAGACGAAUCAAGGGAACGAUUAUUGGAGCAGGCUGCACCCAGUCCGGAGCCACAGAAUGAGGAGGUGAACAGCAUUGCUUCCAGCAGGGUAGAAAGCGGCUCUGACAAUGACGACGACGACGACGAUAAUGUGCCACGCGGCAGAAACUUUACUGCCGUUUACUCGGUCAAUGAAGCCAAACGACGCAAGUUAGAGUCGAAAAAUCUCAAGCUCGAGCAUGAGAGACUGCAAUUGGAGAAGGCGCGAUUGGCAGAACAGAAACGUGCGUCCCAGGCACAAGAACAGCAGACUUACGCUAGUGACAGAACCAAGUUUUUCAUUGAGCUGUUGAAACUUGGAAAGACUACUGACGAAGCCAAACAGAUAAUUGAAAAUGUAUACGAGUAG